This is a messenger RNA of Pimephales promelas (fathead minnow), 4861 nucleotides long. RefSeq names its product phosphatase domain containing paladin 1b (gene pald1b). NCBI's taxonomy places the organism in Eukaryota, Metazoa, Chordata, Actinopteri, Cypriniformes, Leuciscidae. The record is from RefSeq and is a predicted model, not a curated record.
CCAAAAAUUAAAAUUCUGGGUAUUGUACCUGCAUUGUUUCAGUGUUUUCAUUUUCAGAAUGUGAUGUGGAUUGAUAGCUUAAAUGAACAGAUGUUGUCGUUUUCAAGCUCCUCAUUUCUCAGUGUGAAUGAGGAUGUGCCAAUCACUUCUCACUCCCACUCACUGAAUAUCUGAUCUGUGCAGCCUUGUACAAAUUCAUCCCGGGGCCUUUCCCAUCCAAAUUUAGAGAUUGUUUUUGUUGUAGUUGUUUUUUGUUCUGUGACCGUGAUACUCGGGCACAACUGGAAUUUAAAUCAAGCCCUGCUCUUGAUGCCAGCAACUCUGUAUCCCAAACAUUCAAUAGACCAGCCAGUUAUAUAAACAUAAAGCAGGAAUGUCCUAAUGACAUUUACAGAACUAUCAUAUAUUUCCCAGUGAUAUCUCUCUGGUAAAACUUGAACUUAUGAAGGAGUAGGGGGGAACAUGAUUUGUUUAAUUAACAGCUUUAUCGCUGAAAUCCAUGGAGGAGAGUUCAGUUGAUUUCAGUAGAUGCAAAGGCAUCAGAAAUGUUUGAUCUGGCACUCUCUUUCUUCUCACUUUUGGCUUUCUGUGUAAUGUCUCCGUCAUGGCCUUUGAAUGGGCUGUCCCUGUGAAUGUCUGGAGCCGCCCACUCUGUCGUCUGUUUGCCAGAUGUACUGUAUUUCUCUGUGGCCCCCAAAAGGAUUGGAACUGUUGUUAUCCUGUCACUGUAAGAAGAGAACCAGAGAGACACUGAGCGAGAAAGAGAAGAAAAGACCCUAGCAAAUCUUCAGUGGUGAUUUGUUUUGAAGCAAAAGGCUGUUUAUGUUGAUAUUCUCAUAGCAGCAGGAAACUUAGUUUGUUUUUUGGGAUUUACACUUAAAGAAAGACCUGAACCCUUGCUGAAAAAUACGAUGCAAAAACCAAAGGAUGUGAACACACGCGGCACAGCUGUGAGACCUUCUGUGCAGAUUAUGGGUACGAGCGCCAGUGCAACUUCCCAGGCUGCUCCGCUUGCACCUACACACCAGACCGAUCACCAAGGGAACAGCAUGGCCGGGCACAGGCGCUCACUACCGUCGGUGAACAUUCGCAACAGCAAGGCUAAGUCCAUCAUCACAAACAAGGUGGCCCCUGUUGUCAUCACAAAUAACUGCAGAGAAGAGUUUCAGAUUCAUGACAAGAUCCAAUCUUCCAGCUACUCGAAGGGAAGGAUAUCUGACCUGCUGCCCGAGCACUACCUAGUGUUGGGGGAGUUUUUUAUGAUACAGGAUGUAUACAAUGGAGCUGAUGUUUUAAAUACUACAAAAAGCCACGGAGCCCCCAACUUCCGCAAGGUCAAGGGAAACUACCCCCUUUUUGGAAUGGGCCAACCUAGCCUGAAUGGUUUCAAACAGGUUCUCCAGAGACUGCAGAUUGACGGCUGUGAGGAGGUGAUUUUCAUCUGCGUGAGGGAGGAGCCAGUGGUGUUCUUCCGCUCAGAUGGAGACUUUAUUCCGUACACUCCCAGAAGAAGAGAAAACCUCCAUGAAAACCUGCAUGACCUGGACAGAGAGCUCAAUGCAGAGCAAAUAGAGCUCUCCAUUCGAAAAGAGUUGUGUGACUUUGCCAAGCUGAGUGAAAAUAUGUUCUAUGUCUAUAAUGACAUUGAGCAUUUUAAAGAUGAACCUCAGCAUGUUCAGAUUACGUCAGAGGAGGACAUUCAUGUCACAGAGGAGGUCUACAAAAGACCACUUUUCAGUCAACUGUUACACAGAUAUUACAGAUUACCACUUCCUAUGGAAGGGGCACCACUGGAGGAGACAUUUGAUUCUUUUGUUAAUAUACUCCGGGAGACCCCAAACCUCUCUGUGAUCCGGGACAGCUCCAGACCUCUGCCUGCACUUCUCUUCAGCUGCCAGGUGGGGGUAGGACGCACCAAUCUUGGCUUAAUUCUGGGAGCCUUAGUCUUACAUCACCUGCAGGGGGCAUCAAAGAGCCUCAGACAGGAAAUACAGAAGAGUGAACACAAAUUGGAUUUCCAAGUGAUUCAGUUGCUAAUCAGUCGCCUACCUAAAGGCCAACAACUCCUUGAUGAGGUUGAUGAUGCUAUUGCUAUGUGUUCAGAGAUGCAUAACAUAAAAGAUGCUGUGUAUGAAAACAAACUAAAGCUGGAAGGCAUUGGGAAAAACUUCGAGUUUCAAGGAAGCAGCACAAAAGGCUAUUUCCUGCAAAGAACUCUACAGAGUCUCGAGCGCUAUGUGUACCUAGUAGUGUUCAAUGCGUAUCUUCAUGAUCAGUAUCCACAGGCAUUUUCCCAGAGCUUCAGUCAGUGGAUGUGUAUGAACGCUUGGAUCUACAGACUGCUGGCCAGCAUGGAUAGCUCAGAACUCUCAGCACCAGCAAACCUUAUAAGCAAUGGGAUUCGAGUUCUGGUGUCCAGUGAGUUUUUGGCAACGGAUCUGCUCAGUACAGCCAAGGAGAUGAAAGUGGCCAAUUUCAGACGUGUUUCAAAAAUGGCCCUCUAUGGAAUGGGUCAGCCAAACUCUGAGGCUCUUGCUGCUGUGAUGUCCUACCUGACAGACCAGAGGCGAGGGCACUCCACAAUUCUCUGGCUGAAUCUGCAGGAGGAGCUUGCGCUGGAGGCAAAUGGACUAAUGUUUACCCCACGAGAGCCAGGCUGUCUGGAACAGCCUAUUCCCGUCUGUGUUCAACAUCCACAGCAGCUCCAGGACAUGGAGCUGGCACUGAAGCAGGAUGUCCUGAGGUGUGAGAAGUGGCUGGAGGUGAUUACAGAACAGGAUAAACAGAUGAAGAUGUUUAGAAGUUGUCACACCAUCGAGGAACUCUUCGUCCAUCAGAAGAGCAUUCAUCCAGGUCUCAGCUACCACCGGAUUCCCCUGCCUGACUGCUGUGCACCUAAAGAAGAGGAUUUUGACCAGUUGUUGGAGGCCAUGAAGUGUAGUCUGGCUGAAGACCCUACCUGCGCUUUCAUCUUUAACUGUCAUGAUGGGAAAGACCGAACUACUGCAGCUAUGGUCAUUGCCACUCUCACCUUGUGGCACAUUAAUGGCUUUCCUGAGUGUGAAGAAGAUGAGAUUGUAAGUGUUCCAGAUGCCAAGUACACCAAGGGAGAGUUUGAGGUAGUAAUGCAGGUGGUAAGGGUGUUACCUGAUGGCCAUUGUGUGAAGAGAGAAGUGGAUGCUGCUCUAGAUGUUGUUAGUGAGACAAUGACCCCAAUGCAUUUCCAUUUACGGGAAAUCAUCAUAUCCACUUACAGACAGAUUAAGAUGGCUAAAUCGGAGGCUGAUGCUCAGUGGUUGCGGUUAAGGAGCCUACAGUACCUCGAGCGCUACAUUUAUCUCAUCCUGUUUAACUGCUACCUCCAUCUGGAGAAGAAAGACUCCUGGAGGCGAUCCUUCAGCCAGUGGAUGUACCAGGUGGCAGCUAGAGCUGGCAUCUAUACCAUCCUCAACCAGCUGGGCUUUUCUGAGUUUGAGAACCCUGACGACUCUCCGAUGACCAGGCUCCGUUUCCGCUGGCUCCCACACAGUGUCCAGUCUAUUCCCAUGCGAGGGGAACUUAUUUAGAAAUGCACAGUAUGUCGAACUGACUCACAUUUUAUAAAUGUUUUUUUUUAAAUUACAAUUUCUGUCUGACUCAUUAAAUCAAGAAGUGAUUUAAUGCAUCCUGUUAUCUUAUUUACAUUUUUGACCAUCUUUGGCUUGCAGCGUUACGUUUUGCCCACACAAGACAGACAUAGAAGAUUGAUAGCUUAAAAUAAACAACACGUGAAUAUGAAUAAAAGUUAUAAUGCUGACCUUUAAAAGGUACAUUUGCACACCGCGUUAUAUAAAACAUUUAAGUAAUUGAGAUUUUCAUUCAAGUAUGUGGUUAUUAAAUGACUCUUUUUAUAUAUAUUUGUAGAAGAAUUAGCUUCAUUAUAUCAUUACAUAAAAGUAGUGUUUUUGUCCAUUAGGGCCCAUUAAGGAUCAUUUUAUAAUGUCAUUCAGUUAAAUGAGCUAAUAUGAGAGAAAAGAGCACAUGCAGCUUGAAGUUUUAGAUUGAACAAACUGAUGUCAUUUAUUUCCUCUUUCUGCUAUCCCUCGACCAAUAUCAGUCUAAAAAAGGGAAUUAAAAAAGGAAUUAUUGUUAGAAUUAAAAUUUGUUUAAAAUUAGGCCAAUACACUUUCUGAGUUUCGACAGGUUUUAUUUUGCAAUAAUGGCCAACUGACCUACCUGGAUAACGCUAUUGACCAAUCAAAGUAAAGUAUUCCAUGCAUUUAUAAGAAUAAGAAAAUUAGAAUUAAAAUGCAAAAUGUAAUCCCGUACUCUGUGACAUUAAAUUUGAUUAUUCCUUUUUGUCUUUAUUGUCAUUCUUGGACUUUCCUCAUGGAAAGUGUGGUAGAAAUUCCCCCCUCUACUCACCGGACUUAAGUUAACCUAAUCGAUUUCAGCUAGUCGGACGACUUCUCGUCCUCUAUGAACACUAUCACUUGGUAAUAAGGUCUCCAGUGUUCCACUAACCUGCUAGCUAAGCAACUUUUUUUUUGUUUUUUUAUUACUUCAGCUCAUUACUCAGGUCAUUAUAUUUAGACAGCCGCCUAGCCUCCAACUUUAACUAAACUGUUAGUAAAGUGUUUGAGCAAAUGUUAAACCUGCAAGAAAAAGAAAUGUUAGUUAUGAACUUAGAUAUUUAAAAAUUUCUCUUUCACAAAAGGCAGGUACACGGAGAAACAACUCCUAGUCUUUAAGGCACAGAAUGUGUCUCAUUUCUUUUCCCUUAUUUCCAAGCUUAUAUUGCUGAUGUCUGUGUGCAAAGGAUUGUGGACAAGUCAAAAUGAACCCUGCUUGGCUCCCAGGAACAAUAAAGACUGAAAAACCA